Molecule: messenger RNA, 1370 nt
Organism: Phodopus roborovskii (desert hamster)
Lineage: Eukaryota; Metazoa; Chordata; Mammalia; Rodentia; Cricetidae
Gene: Syt8
Product: synaptotagmin 8
Exons: 8
Coding region: 38-1207 (389 amino acids)
Biological process (GO): regulation of dopamine secretion; cellular response to calcium ion; calcium ion-regulated exocytosis of neurotransmitter
Cellular component (GO): axon; dense core granule; synaptic vesicle membrane
Molecular function (GO): calcium ion binding; syntaxin binding; calcium-dependent phospholipid binding
Source: RefSeq, a predicted model, not a curated record
CCACAGUUGUCUCCUCCAAGCCAAUAGGGGCAGGAAGAUGGGGCAUGUCCCAGACCCCUGCAGCACCUCAGCCCCAGGUGACACCACUGCUGAGCCCAGUCUCAUUCCAGAUCUCAUUACCAGGAUCCCCUGGCCCCACUGGGCACUCUUUAUCGUCGUUCUUGCUGCUGGAGUCCUCCUGGUCUCUUGUCUGCUCUGCAUCAUCUACUGCUGUUGCCGUCGUCGCUGCCAACGCCGCAGGAAGCAGCCCAAAGACAAAGAAGCUGUGGGUCUGGGCAGUGCUCGUAGCAGCACCACUACUCACCUGGUUCAACCAGAUGUGGACUGCCUGGAGCCCCACUCUGGGGGACCCCAAGAGUGGGGGCGGCUGCUGCUCUCACUGGAGUAUGACUUUAGAAGCCAGGAGAUUAAGGUGGGCCUGAGGCAGGCUGAAAACUUGAAGGCUGAAGGAACAGCAGACCCCUAUGCCCGUAUCUGCGUUUCCACCCAGGCUGGGAGAAGACACGAGACAAAAGUGCACCGUGGGACUCUCUGUCCCAUGUUUGAAGAGACAUGCUGCUUCCUGGUCCCACCGGCAGAGCUGCCCAGGGCCAUCCUGAAGGUGCAGCUGUUGGACUUCAAGCGGUUCUCAGAGCACGAGCUACUGGGUGAGAUUCAGCUACCACUGAGCACUGUAGACCCUCAGCAUGUCCUGGAGAGCUGGUACCUGCUGGGCCCUCCAGGUACCACUGAGCCUGAGCAGAUGGGGGAGCUGUGCUUCUCACUGCGCUACGUGCCCAGCUCAGGCCGCUUGACUGUGGUUGUGCUGGAGGCUCGGGGCCUGAAUCCAGGGCUUGCAGAGCCCUAUGUAAAGGUCCAGCUCAUGUUAAACCAGAGAAAAUGGAAGAAGAGGAAAACAUCCUCUAAGAAGAGCACAACUAUGCCCUACUUCAAUGAGGCCUUCACCUUCCUGGUUCCCUUUAGCCUGCUCCAGAGUGUGGACCUGGUGCUGACUAUCUGGGCUCACGGCCUGCAUCUCCGGGCUGAGCCUGUAGGCAAGGUUUUGCUGGGUCCCCGGGCUUCAGGCCAACCUCUGCAGCACUGGGCAGAUAUGUUGGCCCAUGCCAGACGGCCCAUUGCCCAGUGGCACCACCUGCAGUCCCCCAGGGAGGUGGACCGUGCUCUGGCCCUGAAGCCUCGCCUGCCCCUUCCUAGGCUUCGUUCCUAAAAGAACUGUAGGCUUGUUUCCCCAAAUGGAGCUGUGGGCAUUUGUUCGGGCUCUUCCGAGCUUUCUGUAAUAAAUGCCUUUUCUUUCUCACUCACGUGUCCUGAUAGAAUCCUGUGAGGAGGACCUGAGGCACAAGAUGGGCUACAUCUUGGCAUCACUCUCC